Messenger RNA from Porites lobata, 28323 nucleotides. NCBI's taxonomy places the organism in Eukaryota, Metazoa, Cnidaria, Anthozoa, Scleractinia, Poritidae. The record is from the annotation of a GenBank genome assembly.
AUGGUGGCAGAGAAGCUUGAAGGAUGGCUGACCAUUUUAAGUAAGUGCCUUCACAGGAGACAAAUUUUAAACGGAUAUAUGUAUACCGGUACGAGUUAACUCAUUUUGAACGAUUUACUUCCCCCGUUUUAGCCGACGAUGGAGGCGAGUGGCUCAACCGGUUGUGUGUUCUGUUUUCAAGCGAAAAGAAACUAAGAACGUUCGUUGACGACAUAGUAAGUAGUGGCUGAUUUUGUUUUAAUUGUACGCUUUUGCUGAGGAGUUGAGUUGGUCUGAGGUCAUUUUUGCAUAUUUUUUAAGUGAUUAAUCUUUGUUUUUGUAUCUUUUGUAGGAAUAUCUCGAUUGUGCCCGUUUUUUGGCAGCUACCACUAAAAUCAAGUCUAAACUUUGCGAUUCUCCUGAACUUAUUGAGAAUCCAACUCAUGAAGGUAAGUUUUCAUUCACUUUUUUUGCAGGUUUUUAGAUUCCCUAUAAGUGCCUCUCUCGUUUGUUCCGACAGGCGGCAGAAUAUACAAUACUGUUUUUGUGUCAUUCUUCCCCUGUGUGGAGCCGCUGUAUCUCAAUAUAAAAAUGGCCUAGUGUUGGGGAAUUGUUGAUACCAAUUCGCGGGGAAACUUUGACGCUUGACAACGUCUGUCACUUUUCUUCCAACCGUGAAGCAGUUACAGAACUUAGGGCACUUGCGUAAAUAAACAUAACACCCAUUCUUUUUAAGGUAGUUCCAGGAUACACAAAGUGUUCCUUAAGGGCGUUAUACAGACGUUAACUAAUGCACAGUAGUCUUUUGUGGUAGCGAUUCCUUCAAUCGCAAGUUCGUCCUACGGUAUUUUGCCCAGCAAAUGACAUGUUGGCCAUCGUAAAACGAUUAUCAACCGGCGUUUAAAUAUGUUCAGUGUGGUUAUUUCUACUUUUAUGAGGACGAAUAAUCACUUAAUCUCAAAUUAUGCUACAAGAGAAUUUUGCUUUUUUUGAAAAUUAACUGUCAUGGAAUAAGCUGCCUUGUUUGAAAUACUGAUGACAAAAACAAAUUCUACAUAGAGCGAAAUUUCUUGCGGCUUCAAUGAGGUCUUUAGCAAGUCAAAGCAAACCGUGCCUUUGUUUACAUUUGCGGACUUAGAAAAGCGCUACAAUAGGCUUUGUUUAUGAGGCACUGUUUUAUAAAUAUUAUGAUAGCUGCUUGCAACGGAUUCACGAAAAUGUUUCUAAGAUUUAGAGGCAGUAUGUGCAGAGAAUUCUGGAAAGUCUUUCAAAACCAGGCACUAUAUAUGGCCUCAAAUGAUCAUUUAUGCCCGUGGGCUUUACGACCGUGUCGCCCCCUCGACUAAUUACUAUUGUUUCAACAAAUUACCCCUCUUUUACAAUUCCUAUUUUGAAGCUUUUGUCAUCAAGAUGAUUAAGAAGAGCCGGAGCACAAACUCAAGGAUUUUGAAAUUUACUGUUUCGGGAUUCUUGGUAAUGAAUUUUUGAUAAAAUUGACCCCUUGGCUAAUUUUUUUGUAAUUUUUUUUGGCUUUACCCUUUUUAAAAAGCGGUCCUAUAUUCACUUUUAUUCUCCCUCAGUUUUUCACUGAUAGCGGUUUUUGUACUCGCUAUUGUCGAUCGCGUUAAUGUGUCAUUCAAAGGCACCGACUGAACUAAAAUUCCUUUGAUGUUGCCGCCGCGAAACCAUGGCCGUUCACGUGAAGAUCUCUUAGCUGUUGUCCGCUGUUAGAUUCCCCGUAAAAGUUUGCAAGUAUUUGUAAUAUUAUGGAUAAAUGUUUAUUCUUGAUACUUUACAGAACGCUGACAUUUUUUGGCCAAUAUUGCUAAUUUUGUUUAUUCGGCUUAUGUCGUUUACAAUGGCCUUUUUUUCCACCUUGCCCGGCUCGACUAAUUGUUUUACGAAGUAUUAAACGUUUGUUUGUUUGAGUAAAUUCAUUAACAAAAGACUGAAAUCUGGACGGAAGACGAGGUUUCUAUGGUCAUUACUUCGCUGAAACGAAAGCGUGAUUAAAAAUCAGUUAUUUGUGUAAAAAUAAUGUGUAACGAUGUCGUGAAAUUUGAAUCCUGUUACUGACUUCACCUGAGUAGGCCCUGGAGACGAGUCACGUCACGUUGUAUUUACCUUUCCAGUACAGUGUGGGGAAAAAUCGUCUUUUACAAAGUUUAUUGAAGUAAUUUGUGCUUUUUCUCCUUGUGUGAGGAAUUUACCACAAACCGAUUUUUAAAAUAGAGACAACUUGCGAGCGAGAAUACGGUUGUUAAUUCAAAGGUCUUUAUUGCCUAGUUCCACCGCACGUGCGGCUAAACAAAUUAACCAAAGUUGUAAAAUAGAAUAAAUAUUGAAUGGCACAAAAAUUAAAUUUCGAUUCUGCGGUAUAUUAGCAAUUCUGUUUGUCGGUACAAUUUAAUGUUUUUCCUUAAAACUUGGGAAAUUAGCAGGAAUGGCAACAACAGUGACAUAAUAUUCUUGUGAGAAAAGCGACAUUACCCUAGGGCACCUUGUACUUUUGAAAGUUGUAUAAUAUCUCUUUUCCUCUCCAAAUAAGCUGACUUUUUAGAAUUCCAAAAUAUCCCUUGAGUUUGGUAUUGUGAGUUGAAUUGCGUGGAAACGAAUGUUUUGAAACAAAGUAGCUUGAAAACACCUGAUAAAGCACUGACUGUGAAGUUAUUGAUCAAUAAUUACUGGAAAAUACAAUUUUUAAACUCUUGCGGCGUCACUGUCUUACAGCAGAAAAUUUAUGUUAUUUAUUUAUUUUCUUUAUAGUAUGUUGCCAUGUUCCUUACUGGAUAUAUUUGUAUAUUUGUAUUUAACUUUUAAAUUCUAUGGUGAUGAAAGCAAAACAAAGAACGAGAAAAUUUAGAUCUACUGAAAUCAAUUGUUAAAUUGUUCUCUGACUUUCAGUUACACCGGGAUUUUCCUUAAAACAAGCUCUCAGCUGACAUAGAACAAAACACCUUUAUAACCUGACUAUCGUAGAUUGAAAUGAGUUUUAAUAACGGAGGUUGUUAUGAAAUUCAUUAUCUUGACUUCUGUGUAAAACAGUACAACCUGUCGCUGUUAGAGUGUCCCAAGUUCAUUUCCAUCGGUAGUAAUGUUAUUAAGAGCAGUAAUAAUUAAAACGAAUAAAAACAGAAUGGUUGGCUGAUUGCCCUCAAAGAAUUUUUUUAACUCACAGCGCUUGUAGAUUAAUUAAAAUCAAUUUAUUACCUUUGCCGUUAAAAUAAUUCUUUUCCGGUGGUCAGAUGAUGAUGGCCCAGCUUUCACGGAUCAGAGAGUUUAAACCAUCAUGAACAAAGUUAAAUUUCUCAUUUGAAGUGCAACCUGUAUCUAUUUUGGUAUUUGGAAUAAGCCAUUAAUGAAAUCAAGGCUGAAGGGACAGUUCGCUUUUUUUCCAGCUCACCUGUUAGUUAGCGGCCUCGCUCUCCGCCUUUUUACGACGAAUCCCCCACAAAGAAAGCGGUCGGAAACCCUUCAAAUUUAUUAUGUAAAAUCCGAAAGGUAAUUUCUUUUUUAUUGUAGAUCUUAGUGUAUUAUGUUUUUUUGGAACAACAAUUUGAUUGAAAACGGCGAAACAACAGAAGAAAGCUUUGGCUCUCCAUUUACGUGAUGCUUCUUAGAAGCUUUGUCAUGUCACAAAAAGGUGACAAUUCUCCGCUACUAAUUAUGGAUAAACUCUUUCCGUACUGGCCUUCUGUAUCUCACGUGAAACUCGUGUGAUUGCUCCUCGUGAUUUUUGUAGUUGUUACCUGUCCUAAAAAUAGCCUAAUUUCUAUAUAUAAUAAUGUACCACCAAGAUGGAUCUUUCAAGCACAAAGUUGAGAUGCAACUCUUCUCAAAGUUUAAAGAAAUUGUAGAGCAGGUUCAGAGCCACCUUAAUUUUUCGUAACUCACAGUUUUGAAAAUUCCAAUCGAUUUCGAGAGAAAGGAGACCAUACGGAUUUUUGAGUGAUAAGCACCACGGGCUGAAAUUUACGAUAAAUCUGUUGCUGUUGUAAAUUUGAGCAUAACGUGUUUGCCAAUAAUUUUUGGUAUUGUUUAAAGCGAAGUUCUUAUUUUAGCAUCGACUGGAAAAGACUAGUAAAUUUGAUUCGUCAAAACUUGAUUGCGAGUGCUUGAACAUGCUGUAAAAGGCAGCUUACAUGAAAUAAUUCUCUCAACAGUGAAACUAUAAACAAUAAACUGAGGUUUGAUAUUUAGAUGCUUGAAAUGGCAAUGGACAUUGUUAUUUGCUAACCCAUCAAUAGAUCGCUCUAAAAAUGAAUUAGAAGAAAUUGUCAAGUCUCACACAUACAAAAGAGCAGAAAUCUCAUAAGGGUUUGAGAUGCUAUUUAGGCAAAAUCUGGUUUAGGUCGAUAUUACAGAGUGAUUUUGUUCUAAAUUGUUUUUGUUUUCGUAUUACAUCGCUUAAUAUCAUGUUCUAAACUUGGGUUUUACUAUGGUUUAACUUCCUUUACAUUGUUUAUUUCGUCAAUUUGUUGUUGUAGGUCUUUCCCGUGUUCACCGUCUGCGUCUUUCACGCCGGUUUUUCUCCGAAGAUUUCUUGCAAGGAGGUCAAAAUGGCACCCGUUCUUCAAAGUUGAGUGUAAGUUUUCUAUUAAGGGAUUACUAAGGGCGUGUUCGAUCGACCAUACUCUGGAAUACUAAUAAAUGGAAUAAAUUCUAGAUAUCACUUAUUUUGGCAUUCAUUCAGUGCAUUGCAGAUAAAAAUAGUUCGCUCUAUGUAGCGUUUAAGUGGUUAAAAACUAACGGCACAAGAGAUUUGCAACAAAACUUUUGGAUCAUAUUCUUAUUCCGUAAUCGUCGUCGAACGCACCCUUAAUAACGCAUAAGAUAAGAAAUACAGAAGGGGUUAUUUUUCUAAGAAACUGGGCUGCUGUGUCAAUGGGGAAGUAGAACACUGCUAGCGGAAACAAAUACUUUCGUAGAGUGGUACCUUCUGGAAUUCCGCUAAGUGUAUCUGUCUUGGCCCGUGUGACUGUUAACGAUGCGGGAUUCUUCACUUGAAAUUCGUCUGUCUCCUUGCCCCAGCUCAGCUUUUUUUCUCUUCAACGCUUUCAACUUUUGACUACUUUUUAAUCGUUUUACUCAACGGUUCCAGGAGAAAGUGAGAAUAGAGGUUGUCUGUAUUGGCCAUACAUGACUCAACAAAAGAACAAUUCGUCAUAAGUUAUUUUUAGAUCAAGCUCCAAGUGCAUAGUUUUUAAGAGGGUAAGGAAAUUGCCAAUUACAUAAAAAUGCUCGGCUCUGCUCAUGGGUCAUCCAAGUGAAGAUUUAUCUCAAUAUCUAAUUUGCUGUUUGCAUAACCCACUUGGAAUUUCUCUGUCUUCCAUUCGAUAUGAAAAUAUGAGAUAUGUCUGGUGGAAACAUUGUGUUAUUUCUCGUGGGCUGCAAAACAGACACUUUUUAGUCAGUUGGUUGAUAAGGCUUUCGUAAGAUAUGAAGAAUUAUGCAGAUUUAGCAGAUAUAUAGCACCUCCGAGUUCUCCAUAAUUCUUCGUUUCGUUCUUAUAUAACUUACUUACUUCUAUGUUAAAAGUCCGUCUUCAAAGCUUUUAUCAGAUCUUGGCAGUUUAAGGAUAAAGGUGUCUGUUAUUCCAGAUAAUUUCAUAUAGCAGUUUAUAUCCGUUGAUUGGUAUUUUUGAGGCAGUAGUUCGGCUAUUUCGUCUUCCCAUAACGUGUGAAAUCGUCCACCAUUUUCCUUAGCUCUAUAUGCUCUACCUCUUACAUCCAGUCGAGUAAUGUACGAAUGACAUCAACUGUAAAUUAACAGCACAUUUUCGAAGCUGAGUGUACUGAAGUUAAUGUUAGGUGUCUUUGGACGCUAGAUGGACAAAUUGUUGCUUUUGUCGUUGUCUUAGCCCGCGUAGUAAGCGUUUCCGUGCGGUUUCGGAGCAAAGAACGAGAAAUGAGUGUCGGUCUUUCUUUGCUCCGAAACCACACGGAAACGCUUGCUACCCAGCCUAUCGUUGUCUGGAAGUAUAGCUGAAAAUUGGAAAAGUGGAAAGAUUGAUCGAAAUCUGGUAAAUUCCUCGUUUCUUGCAACGCACCAAUAAUUUUAGUCUCAUCGCAAAAUUAAAUUGACUUCUAAGGUGAUUACAGACUGCGUGUCCCCUGGAAGGAAUUGCUUACAAUUACAAUAUGGAAUCCAAUGCAGUAUACAAUGAUUCACUGCAGUGUCGUGCAUGCAGCGCAUACAGUGCUCAUAGUCUUAGAGACAGCCAUUCUGUCAACAUAUCGCUAUUAGGGACCUUAAUCAGAGACGACGACGACGGCAGUGAAAACGUCUCUAAACAUGAAUUUGCGUUCUUUCAAACUUAAUCGCGUCUAUUUGGACCCGCUCAAUAUGUCAAAUGCAGGCGACUUUUCCUGGAGUUAAAUUCGUAAGGAUUUUAUUCAAGUUCAAAAAGAGGAAGGAAAAUUCGUCGUUGUUUGUCCACGUUCUCCAUAAAACGUCAAAUUAGGAGGUUUCACGUCGUAGCGUGCAGUGGACGUCAAAGAAAUGUACUAAAAAGCGUGAUGCACGUGCAGAGCUGUUGUUUUGAUCAUUAAACCUAUUGUUUUUUGAAGUUGUCGUCGUCGUCGUCGUGUUAGUUGCUUAAGCUCCCUAAUCAUCCUGUUAGCAGAGUCUUCUCAAAGGUAUCCUCUGCUCGCAGAAAAGGAUCAACAUAGCUAUAUCACCUUGAUUCUUGGUUCAUCACAUCACGUUCCCAUGGGAAACUACUAAAAUAUCAAUAACUAUGUUUCUGAAUUAUUAUUUGACGUAAAACACCAAAGCAAAGUUCUUUAAUGAAGUUUCACUUGAAUGGUCACUCUUGCGGAUUUUUGUCGCAAAACGGUUAUUCUAACGAAGUAUCUCGUUUAAAGAAAGUAAGUGGACCUCCAGAACUUUUGUAUAAGAGUGGUUUAUUGUAAUUAUUAUGUUGAACUUCUGAAGUUCUAUGGUUUGCUCACCCUCUUGACAGUACAAUUUUCUUAGAUCCUGCAGUUGCCCCUAACGAUGUUUCUUUGAACAACUUUUUAACAAGAAAUCUAAAAGUGUGACUGGUUUGGUGGACUCUAAAAUUACCAAGGGAAUUAACGUUGCGUGUUCCCAGUUAAUAAUUUUGAUUCCAGUUGCAAAUUGCCUUUAAGCGAAACCAUUAUCUUUGGAGAUAACAGUGGUAAUCAUUGUCAGUAUUAUUGUGAUACAAGAGGUGUGUUCAGGAUGUGUGAGCUUAAAUGCAAAAUUACCAUAAUCUAAUUUGAAAGAAGCAUUGAUAUUCUUAAGCUCUCUUUUGUUGACUUCUACUUUUUGUUCUCUGCGGGUCAUGAAAAUUAUUCUGAAAGUAACUGACAGAAACAGUCUGUCUGAUAGUCUGAUAUUGAGCUGUAUUUACUGAGAUCCUCCGUGGUGACCUAAAAUGGUCUAACUUGUUUUGUUUUUGAUGGUCUCAGUUACCCGGGCUCCAGAGGUCCGUUCUCGAAGUACCUAGGAUGUAGACGUAAUCUGAUGAUGUAUUUCUGAUCAUCAAAAAGCCUUUUAUUUUUAUUGUUUAUAGGAGGAUUGAUUUUGAUUUUUGCUUCUGUUGCGAUGAAGUUUCAAAACAGCGCUUUUUUAAUCUCAGCAAUUGGACUAACCCUAUUUUUAAGCUACGUUGCUGAUUAUUUUCAUCGGUUGAUAAGGAUAUGUUUCUUGAAGGCCGUUAAAUAAGGCUGUACCCAGUACUGAAUUAGCGCACAAUUCUUCAGAACUUUCGUCACCGACUAUAACCACUUCCUUCCUUAACAAGCAAGCCAGUGAUUCGUAGCGUAACGCAAAAAUAGUUUGUUCAUUCAAACACCUUCAUUUAUAGAAGCUGCUGCCGUUUUGUCUAAUGAUCGAAUGAGAUAAGACAACAAAAGAAACAAGAAAGCGAACAUCGGAUGCCAUAUCAAUUGCUCACGGUCGCGGGCCUGGGGUAAAUUACAUAUUUGUCAGCAUUUUUCAUAAACAGGCGCGGCGUGAAAAUAUCUCAAGGCAAACAUUAAGAAGAAUUUGAAUCGCUUCAAUAGUUAAACGAGAACGCGUUAUCCUUUGUCCCUCCGUUUCUCUGCUUCGCCGUGCUAACUGCUGAUUUUUGUGGGAAAGGACUGUGAAAGAUUUCCAUCGAACUGACACUGCAUGUCUAAGGUAGGUAGUAGUAAAAAAUUUUCAAUAAAUUGCGCUCGUGACUAAAGAUAAUAACUUGACUUAAGUUUACUUAUUUCUCUUUCAAGUCAGAUCUAUAAAUUACAACUUCAGACACGUGACAAGGUGUUUUACAUUUGCCAAAUUCAGUUCGACUUCUGAGUUCGACUUUUGCCCUUAAAACGAGUUUUACUCAUUCGAGGUAAAUUUAAAUUGAGUAGCGAUAUAUUCGGGCAUUUUGUUUUAAGUACUGAUUUAAUGCAGGAUUGACAGAAACUUUUGAAUAUCGUCAAUUUUAAAACUUUGUUAUUUGAAGCAUUUGUUCAAGUAGAAUGUCCUCAUUUCUGAUUAUAUAUUACAGGUUAUGUCAAAACGAUGCCUAUAUUUGUAUCUUUUCAAAUCGAAAUGUAAGAAACUCACAUUGCGUUUUCUGACUGUAAUUAUUCAAGUUUCUUAUGAUAGCGGAAGAAUGCAAGUUGGGCCAAUAUCGCAUUGAUAUACUGCUUAAACGUUCUUGCGGUUUUCGACAAAAGUCACCCUCUGCGAUGUGAUCAAUGGGUCUGAUUCGGCUCCGCUUCGUAAAAGUCUUGUGGGUUUUGUUCGAGAAAAACAAUUAAAUCUUAGCAGUGCUUUUGCUCAAUGUGAAAGGGAGUUUAGGCGCCAAAAUUCAGCAGCUGUUACUUUAUACACCUUUAAGGGAAAGCUGCAUUUGCCCACAACCUUGAAAUGAAGGUAAAUUAAUUCUUUGUCAGCUCCACUUGCAAAAAACUUAUCAUUGCCUCCCUAUCAAUUUUAACAGGUUUGCUUAUACAGUUUCCGAUGCUUUCUAGCAUUUUCUCUCAGCUUUCUGAAAUGCGACUCAAUUGUUAUCAAAGUAUUCCGCCAACUCUGAGGGGUUAUGAACCAAAGUAUGUCUUAAUCAUUCCCAUGCCACAAUCUUAGUUAGGAAAAGUGAAAGUUCACAGUCACGGUACCUGAUAUAGAAAAGUUUCCGCUGGUUCUAUUUCUGAAUAGAGUGGGGUUAAAAAUAUUAGUGGUACUGCCAAACGAUUACUGAUUAACGAGGAAAAUUGUUUAACACAAAUUAUUUAUCCGUUGCAGGAUUUUUCCAAAAAAAUUGCCGAUGGAAUAAGGUCUCAUCGCUCAAGAAGUUUGUUUAUUCCAAGAAAGGUUAACAAUGACGACGGGUAAGAUCUCAUUGAGGAAUCAUGUACUUUAAUAACCUCACAUAUAUUGAUCCUUUCAGUUCCAGAAAUCCGCAAAGGUCAAAUUCGACAAAAUUUCCAAUUCUCGUUUUCUACUUAAUGCCGAAAAAGCUAACAUCACCUUGUGAGCGGGGAGUUUUCAUUUGAAUGUUCACACUGCAAGAUUUCGUCCACAGACUCAGAAGUUACAACCACCUUGCAAAACUCCGUCGUUCACACUUUGAGGGAAAGGGUCUAAAAGUUGUAGAAGUAGAUGACGUCUUCCCUUAAAUAGCUAAUUGUGAAGUAACUUUUCCUUUAAGUACACGUCUAGUUAGGGGUUCGGGGUUAACGGAAAGUUUACUCUUUUUGACUAUUUUCUUCAUAGGAAUUCCACUAAGUCUGUGUUGAAUGUUUUUAACGGUCUAUAUUACCAUGCCCAAUUUUCGCGUCUUUUCGUAGAAAAAACAUUAUGGUGAAGUAACGUAACCAAAAAUAAACGGUUAUGAAGGGUGUGUACAGAAUGUUACAGUUCUUGUUAAGUAAUUUCUCUGGGUUUUCGGCACAAUUUUGAGUGAACUUUCUGAACGAUCUAUUCCAUGCACCUUACUCAAUUUUCUUUCUCGUAUUGUUUAUUGAACCUCGUGCGAUAACACUGUUUGUCCUGGUCUGGAAUAAUUGGGAUAUCAAAAAUGUCACAGCAAGAAGUGCUUUGUAAUCUCUUUUUGAAUGAAGUAAUUGUGCAUAAUAAGUCAAAGAACAUUGCAUGAUAGAAUGGUAAAUUAUUUAAGUUAAUUGCCUUCAUUAAAACGCUGUUUGUGAGGCGACAUUAAUUGACCCUCCCCUCCCAUUGGUUGUUGAAUCUUUUAGUAUUUUUUCGUCUUUAAUAAACUGAACUAAGCGCGUAUACAAAAGCUGUGCAAAUGCCGAACAAAACCGGCUUAAUCCCUUUACAUUGUGAUUGCCCCAAACAUUAUUCGUUUGAGCGGGUGGUAUUUCAGAUAUGUUUGUAAAGUUCAAACGACUUCGUGUGGAACAUUUUGCUUGGAAAUGUUAUCUACGGUUGAAAGAGUCAAGCUGGAUAGCAAUGAGAAGUAAAUGCGGUAAUUGUUCUGACGGCAGAUGUAAUGGAUGACUCGCAGCUUCUAAAAAGUAUGCAGAUGUCAACGAUCUAUGUGUCGGAGGCUACCCAAGCGGUCAAAGCAAUCACACGGUAGGCCGCAGUCGACAAGCUGGUGUCGUCUCGGCUACGACCCACUCUAACGAGAAUCGGUUGCAUAGGCUUUUUCCUUCUACAAAUCGUCUUUUUGUUGCCAAGUCGCUGACAGCAUAGUUAAGUCAUUUAUAAUCUGGACCCAAAUUAGCUUUAAUUUAUAACUAAGUCUGAAAAGCUAUAAAUCAGUCGAAGAAAUUCCAUAUUGGCUGUUUUCUUACCUAGUGCAUUAUUCCAAUAUAUUUCGUAUAUUUUCCUUUGAGUUGACGUAAUCUAUAGAGUUAAGGCUUGAAUUCACAUGAUGCACUUCUUUGAGUCAGCCGGCGUGUGGACGAAAGGAUGUACAUUUAUGUUUUUACAGUGUUACAUAUGCUUUUCGUUGUUUUCAGCAUAUACUCUUAAAGCCAUACCAAUGGUUCUUAGAUAGCCUUUUUUACAUUCCGUAACAUUUUAACCCUACAAUGGAAGCAGUCUAUUACCGUUUUUUCUGCUGUCUAGAGCGCAUAAAGAAAGUUUGCUUACUUUGUUUGAUCUUUCAAGUUUUAUGUGGUGAUGUACUUGUGUGCAUCGAGCAAUUCCAGGUCUACAGUCAAAUAAAAUUAAUUUAUAUUCAUCCAUAAAAGUACAAGUUAACCUUGUAACUUAUAUCGUAAUACGAAGAACAAACGGUCAUGUAAUACUUUUCCAGCGCUUGGAGAACAUUUUUCUAGGUGUUCAAAGCUGAAAUGAUUUCUGCAGACAGAAGUGUUCCUAACUGUACCCCAAAGAAAACUUAGAGAUCAAGUUAUGCAUAAAUUAGCCAUUAUUUUGAUGGCUUAAGUUCUUAAAUGUCGCCGAUUCCAUUUGUUAUUUAAUUUGGCUCUAAUAUUUUCACCCAAUUAGCUGCUUGCGAGAAAUCAUUUUUAAUUUUAUCCCAUUCGUUUAUAAGUUAAUUACUUGAAUCAUUCAUCGGUCAUUUGGCCUCUACGACAGUUGUAUAAUUAUCAGAUAUUUGCGGUGACAGCUAGCUUACUGUUUGGUUAUUAAAGUGAGAGAUUACUGGGCCUAGUUUAGUGUGCGAUAGUUAAAGAACGGCGCUGGAUCAUUCUUUUAACUCAUCAUCCCUCAUUUUCUAGCGGGUUUUUAAGCGUUAGUCCACCGCCCAUAAGAUGGAGGUCGCAGGAGACAUUGGAUAGCAAAAUGAAAACAACAACUGUAAGUGAUCCAUUGUUUUAAAUAGUACUUCUAGAGCAAUAAUACGUUAUAUAAUGAAUAUCUACUAUGCGAUGAUCUCUGUUGCUGAGGUAUUGUAUGAAGUCCAACCGGUCUUUUACAUCAUUUAUAAACUCUCUGUGGACCCAGAGACGCCAGAGACAGUUAAGUGAAAUAGGCUUUGAAAAGUGAACUUUAGUGCGGGUAGCUUCGUUGCGCUGGAGUACGUUCUAGUUCAAAGCCACGUUUAUUUACUAUUGUAGCGUUAUAGCGAUUAAUUUGGUGUCCUAUGUACUGUAGGCCUUACAAACCGAGAUGUAGCUUAAAAAUAUGUGGUAGAAUUAACAGAACAGGAAGCAAAAAGAAAGAGAAACACAGAGAAUAAAUAGCUGGGAGAAGUUGACUGUUUGUUUAGUCAAAUUUCCUUCUCGUUGUGUCUUCCAUGUCGAACUGACUAUAUAUUUGAGACCAUUCAGAUACCUAAAUUUGAUCAUGUUUCUCACAAUAUCUAUGAAAAAAGAGCUUUUUUUUGGCUUUGAUGUUAUGUACUGGUUAAAUUCGCCUUUGCAUCCGUAAACAUGAAAAGGUAAUCUCGGAACAUUCUCGGAGCAACAUAUAGUCCGCAUAAGAUAUAAUUAUCAUUAAGACCUGUUAGUGGUCAUCAUUGCCAGUGAAAAUGAGGUUAGAUGAUCGAUUUUUUGCUCGAGUGAUUAUAUUUCGGAUUGUCGUUGCGCGAACCGUAGAACUUUUCCGAACAAAGAUUGCGGUCGUUACGGUUUUAAAUUCGCUGGACCAUUUUAUGCCCACACACCAAUGGCAAACAAACACAAUUAUAAAGGACAGAAAACGGUGCAUCUCUGUUCUUUGACGAGAAAAGAAGUAAACACAAAGAUAUGUUAUUAUUGGAGACUCACGCGAGCCUUCGGCCCAUAUAGGAUGAAGAAAUGGAAAAUUUACCUCAACUAGAAUAUAUCAAAAACAUGAAACAGCUAACCCUGAAAAGACCGAAGUGGACGAAUUUCGACAAUCUUUGUAGAAACAGCUUUUAUUUUUGUCCAUUCGUAGAAUAGAAGUAAAACUCGCGGUAAUGUUUGUUGUGGCGUGUCGGAUUUCAUGAUCGAUUGUUUGAACAAUGCACAGGGUGGACGAAAGAGGUCUUUUGUAUUCGAAUAGUAAUUAUAUUAAAUGUUGACACCCCGGUCAAUUUUUGUGGUACAUUGAAUUGCUGAGGGAUUAACAAAGAACAAUUUGAAAAGAAAUUUGACGUUAGGAACCCUUCAGCUUUUAAAAUUUCGGGGAUUCCUUUGUUUUGAAUGUUUCCAGGUUGGACAACGUAAGCUCUUUCUUUUUCGUUUGUGGCAAAAAUUGUAUUCAUUAAAAAAUCAUUCUGUUAUAUUAUGCCUCUAUUUUGCUGCCAACGCAGUGUCGGAAGAUAAAAGAAUUAAAGUAUAGUGCAUGAAACCGCUCCCAACUUAAGUUCUGCUGCCAACCAUAUUUAACUCCAAUGGGACAAAAAUCGACUUAAAGUUCUUAAAUUAAUUCCAAGGAAAAUGUUAUUCAGCAGUUUUUCACUUAGAAUGUCACCCCUAGAGGAAGAUGCUAUUUCAAUUAAAAAAAGGAAAAUAAUAUUGGAAAUGGACCCUCAUUCAGGGGUAACGCGCUUUAAAUUACUAUUACCUGAAAACAUAAAGACUACAUAAGGAUAAACAAGACGGUUUAGGAAUUAAAGUUGGAGUGAUAAUAACUCAGAAUUUUUCUCGCUAUUCCUUUAGUAAGUAAUGUUGCGCCAUUGUAUCUUCAAAAUGAAAAAACAAAAAGCAAACUGCGGUGAUAAACAUAAAGAAACAUAAGCGCAUUUCUGGAAAGAAAAAAAAAACUUAAACUUGACGUUUCGUAUGUUCCAACAUACCUCUUCAGAAGUAAUAAACCGUUGAGUAACAACAGAAAUUAAAUGUAGAAUAAGUAACUGAAACGUCAAGUUUAAGUCUUUUUUUUUUCCAGAAAUGCGUUAAUAUUUCCUUGUGUUUAUCACCGCAGUUUGUUUUUUGUCUCUUCUUAAGCUAAGAUGGCCAAAAAACAAAAGUAUCUACGGUGUAUCUUUGUUCGUACUGAUACACAUUUUGUUCUUGAGACGAGAUUGUUUGUAAGUUGUUGUUAAUUAGUUAAUAACGAGGUAGUUAAUUUCUAGCGUUAAGAGAUCAAGCCAUUACUUUAAUUUCUUAAUUUCGUUUUUAAACAGGACAGCGUAGACUUGUCCAUCAGUGGUCACGUGACUGUCCGUCCGAUCCAUCCCAGCAUUCUUUCGAGGCAGCACUGUUUUCAAGUAACCACGCCUCAUGAGACCAAGUACUUUUCUUGUCGAAGUUCCCAAGAGCUGGAAAAAUGGGUUGUAAGGUAAGCAAUAAUCAUUAUCUAAUGCCAUAAAGGUGUAAGGUGAAUCAGUACACGCGAAUAAACUGUUGACUGCUCUAUAGUCUGCUUUUCUUUUCUCUUCUUUUCUCUUCUUUCACUUUCCUACCAUUUCUUCCCUUGUUAUCUCGCCUUGAGUUACCCUAUACCCUCCAGUUAUUUAAAACAGCCCUCUCCAUUGUUUCUUUUGUCGGGGGUGGGGCUGGUGAGACCAGAUCCCGUUCCUUAGGAGUUCACAAUGUUUGCAAGCGCAUGUCACCAAUUAAAAUGGUACAUUUGUGAUUUUGUGAUGUUUGCGCUGAGGAUUAUUGCGCGACGAUACAACUGACUACUGCAUACGGUACACUACUAAGUAAAUUAUACCCACUCAAGCUAAACUGCUUGUGGAAUUACAUAUGCAGCGUAACAAGAGUGCUAUGUUCACGGGAAAAAAAUUUGCGGGUUGUGUUUUCCUAGAAAGAAGACUCUUCUACCUCUGCAUCGACCUCAAAAGUCUAAAGUGACAUAUCAUUAUGCUAAAAAGCUUAGCCAGCUGUGCUAACAAUGUCUAUACGUCUGCCCUUGACCUAUUUAUACAACUUCCUCUGAAACGUUUUGAUAUCACUAUAUUUUUCAAGUCCAUUAAAAAAAUUGAAAAAAUCCUUAUUUGGUAUUGCUACAUUUUAUACCUAUAUUUUUAUGCAAAUUUUCUGACGAUUUCCUGUCAUAAAUGAAACUAAAACGAGAGCUUUCUGAGGCAUAAAUAAAUUAAGGAAAAAGUUUUUCUGUAUUCAAGAUGGUAUUUUCCUGGUGUACUCCACCCAGAUGGAUACUUCCUUAUUAGCGAAACUUAACGUAACGAAAGAUGUUGACGUCAUUUGAAAAUAAACACGUCUCUACAGACGUGAUCAAAAGUAAUAGUCACUGUUUAUACUCAACCUGCGUGUGAAAAUAAGUUUAUCAGAUUGAAGAAUUAUUAACAUGGUCCGUUGGCAAAGGGUGUACAACAGGUAAAAUGCUUUGCUUUUUUUACCCUAAAAGACGCCAAUCUGGUUAAAUACCAUUUUCGAGUAACUUUUUGUGAAAGAACACUCUAUCGAAUCAUGAUGUCGUUAUCAUUUUUAUUUAAUUAAAUAAGCCAAGUUACAACUUUGUAGGCUUUGAGUUUUAACCAUUUCUGAGAGUAAACAGUAGUUUGUUUAUUCAUUUAUUAAUCUAUUUUGGUAGUUUGUCGUUUAUGUCUGGUUGCAGUUUUGAGAUACAUGUUGUGAUUCAAUUUUAUCCUUGGUGUAAUUUUAUUUCCCUUUGAUUUAAACUCAUUACCAUACAUUAUCAUACCCCAAAACAACGGGAAAGAUAAUUUAAACUAACGAUAAAACUGAACCACAACAUACACAAAGGGGAAGGCGUAAGAAUGUAUGAAAUAUAUUUUUUUAUUCACGUUUACACAAUUAUAUACAUUUCAUGUUUAUUUUUCUAUAUUUUUUCGGUUUCAUAGCAUCAAGAAAUCGAUCCAGCCGACCAGAGAUAUUCAGUACAGGACAGAUAUUGGUUUAACAGUGUGGAUCGUUGAGGCCAAGGGGCUAACGGACAAAUCAAAACGACGGUAAGGCGCUCAAAGAACGUUUCCAACCGGCGAAGCUAUUUCAGAUUCAAAAGGCAACGAUGCGAAUACUAGGUUCUCGCUUACUUGAAUAAUUUCAGUGUUCAAUUUAACUGAUUGACUUUAUUGUCGUUUGCAUCAGCUGUUUGACUAUAGUUGUUUACCGAAUCGUGUAGAAUAAAAAAUGUGCGAUGUAUAUAGAUAUAAUUCUUGUGUUUACGUUUGGUUUAUAAGUAUUACUAUAUACCUGUAACAUCAAUUAUCAUUUGUUUCCAGAAUUCUAGUUCUCGUUAUCUGUUACCGAAAGGUCAAUUCAGAGUUGUUUUGCCUCUAAGAAAUCGAAAAAGAGCUGGGAGAUUUAGCUUAUCGGAACUUGUUCCACAGUUAUUAAAAAUUUGCUCAAGCUCCACUUUAUAGUUCAAUUCUGCUUAGGGCGGUGUCCGUGACGUCAUGCUUCAAUUUUCGUGUUAGUAACGCCCGCUGAUACUUCCGUCCGAAUCGAUUAUCAGAGUCACGACCUUGUAAAACGACAAGUAAGGAGAAAAUUUGAAUGUGGUUUAUAUUUUAAAUGAAUGAAAUUUUAACGCGGCUGUGGUCUGAAAAUGAAGAACAUUUGGUCGUACAAUUUUAGAUUUUCAUUGUCCAUUUUUUACAUAUUCCGGCUAAUAUAAUUAUUGUACAAGUUGUAUCCUUAAAACUUAACACUUAACACGUAUUUCUUGUUUCGUUUCGUAUAUUUAUUUACUUAUUUUGAACUUUUAGGUUCUACUGCGAGUUGUUUUUUGACAAAGUUAUCUACGCUAAAACAUCGUCCAAGCCCAAGUCGGACAUUUUGUUUUGGGGAGAAAAUUUUGCCUUCAAGUGAGUAAAGUUUGGACUAACAGUGAUGAACAUCUAAUCUUUCUUUAAUGAAGGGUAGCAAAUUGCUCCUUUAUUUUGGGGAGAAAAUGUAAUUACAAGGAAAUAUAGUGGAGGUUCAACUGAUAUGAAAGUGACGUUAUAUUACGUGGCGUGACGCAACGUUACGUGAAAAGGGAAAUGGUUACCAAAAAUACAAUGUGCUAAUUCUGAAAUAAUUUUUUCAUUACUUUCAUUUUGAUUUCUUUUUCUAAGUGUUGCGUUUGAUUUUUAGUGAUUUACCUGAAGUAAAGACCGUAACGGUGCAAAUUUACAAGGAAGCAGAUGGCAAAAACCGGAAAGAGAAAAGAAAGCCUAUUGGUUAGUAUGGAAUUAUAUCUUUGAUUAUUUUACCUCGCUAAUUAACAUACCAGGUACAAUCGUACGAUCCCACGCUCGUGACAUGCUGAUUAUUUCAUCUUCACAUUUGUUCACCGAGUUUAAAAAAUUACCAUCUUUUAUUCUUUCGCCAUACAAUCGAAAGGUUGCGAUGAAUCAACUUUGUCAGUUUAUCUUGAAGUGUUUUGAAAAUGAGCUGCUUUUCGUUUUUCAUUUCAAAAGUGGCCUUAAAGUAAAGGCCACUUCUCUUCAACGGCCGCUUUGCGCUGCAUCUACAUCUCUGCAAAGAAGCUGUUGUGGUGGGUCGACUGUACUUUGCCUAUAUAAGUCUUACUUUUUCUAAUAAAACAGUAUCUUUGGGAGAACCCCUUCUUCGUGUAUGUAGAUGCUUCUUUUGUGCUAAGAUUAACUUUAAAAUUUUAUCCGUUAUCUCCUGAAGGAUCUGUAGAUGUAGCAGUGGACUCGUUGGAAGUCGGUGUUGAAGUGGAGAAAUGGUAUCCUGUUACUAUGGAGACCAGCAAGACAAAUGGAGGAGAAGCCCCGAGCAUCCGACUCAAGUUUAAAUACCAGGUAGCUUUUUAUUUUUCUUGGUGUUUUAGUUAGCGGUAAUUUUCCCGAAAAUUAUUUUCAAAGAGGCUUCUGCAUUGUUCUUGCUGCAUUGUUUGUUGCUCGUUUGUCUAUAAAGCCCCGUCAGUCCACGCUAAUGCGUUUUCGCAGGAGCCCAUAACCCGGAGUGUGCAAAUCGCACACUUAGCCUAUGCAGUGGCGUUUUCACAGAUCAGUUUAUUUUUAGCAUCAUUUUCGAGUAUUUUUCCCGCGAAGAUAGAAGCACCGUUCCGUAUGUGUACACAUCCAUACUACGAUAAUGACGAAAAGAAAAAGUAAAUGCUAUCAAAACAUCAGAAAUACUAUUUUUGCUAAAUGAUUUGCAAGACUUGUUUUAUAGUCAAAAUUCGCGACUAAAUUGAUCUAAAAAUAAACUGGUAUGUGAAAACGCGAUUGCGUGGCCAGAAGGGUCAGUAGCUCGCUUCGGGUUAUGGGCUCCUGCUUUUCCUUUGAAAACGCAGAUAUUUGGAUGCGUUUAGGCCUUCUGUCCACACUAUUACGCUGAGCGUUUUCAUCGGAAAUGUAUCGAGUUAAAAACGCUCUUGAAAGUGGAUCAAAACGAGAUCGCAUAUCUAUCGUUUCAGUGUGGAUGGUCGAAAAUGCAUAAAAAUGAAGACGAUGACCAAAAAUAUCGCCAGCGCGUGUGUUUAGCAUGCGCAUGAAGUUCAACUUACGUCAUACGUUCAGUUCUAUCGUUUUCGAACGUUUUAGUGUAUAGACAGUCGAAAACGCGUCAAAACGGUAGAGUGGACGCGAAUCGAUGAAUGCUUUUUGGAUGACAACGAAAACGCAUUCUUUUGAAACGCAUUUAGUAUAGACAGAGACUAAGACAUAUAUCUUAAGGUUAACAAUUAUUAUUUUUUCCUUCUAGAAAGUUUCAAUCCUGCCCAUAAAGUGUUAUGAUGAAUUGCGCGAGGUAAAACUAUUUGUUUCAGUUCUUUUAGUUCUAUUUUACUGUAAUGACAUAUUCUUCGUUUAAAAAGGCUAGGUUCCUUAAAAACCCAGCCCUCUAAUAUUUAAGUGUAUGUUUUAACAAAUUUAAAAGUCGGAAUGGUUGAGAUUUGGAGAGAAUUUUACAUCUCUUAUGUGAUGUGUGUUCUGUGUUAGUAUUUAGAGCGUAACUACAUGACAGUCUGCCAAGCCUUGGAACCAGUGGUCAGCGUAAAGCUCAAGGUAAUCGAUAAAAAAAUUAUAUUGCAUUUAAAUGAUUGCUUUUUGCUGAUGCAUUGCAAUUCCCCACUCGAUAAAUUGUAAGGGGAAUCAGGGGUAAAAGCCUUUGGCGCAACCAUUUGUAGGAUCGUUUGGGUGGCUUAUUGUUAGUUAUGAUUGGUCGAUGUUAUUCAAUACCACGAGUGAUAUUUGAAAAUUGUUACACGUAAUUUCACGAGCCGAUAGGCGAGUGAAAUUUGAGACAAUUUUGAAAUAUCAGGAGUGGUAUUUAUGCCAAAUAUCAGGUAAAAAAUAAUGUUGUUAAUUGUUUAUACUACUACACGCAAAAGGUUUGUAAUUUUCACAUGUAGGUAUUUCAAAUUAAGCUGAAAUACCACUGCUCUAAGCCAAUCAAAUUGCAGAAAUUUCUCAUGUAGUAGUAUACUAAGUAACGCUUGUCCACCCAAAACGAGCCCAAAAACCCUUGCGCCGAAAACUUGCACCCAUUCCCAUUACAUUUUCUGGAGUGGGGAAUAACGGAGUAGCGUUAGAACGUUAUGUCAGAUGAAAUGUUUGCUAUCAUUGAAUUCAUGAUUUAGUGCGAUUUUCAAGGUGCUUCAGUGCCCUUGUAUGGUUCACCAAAAAAAUGAAUCACCUAAGAUUAAUCAAUGCAUGAUUGUACGUGUAGCGUCUCUUGUUAUUGUCUCCCUUUUGACCAAAUAACCGCUUUUUCAGGACGAGAUCUCUCGAGUGUUGUUAAGAAUCCUUCAAGCUAGUGGCAAAGCAACGGAGUUUCUUGCAACUAUUGUUAUGGAGGAAGUCAAGAAUUUGGGUAAGCCGUAUGCCGAGUUUUAAUUCUUUUUGUUUUGCUUGUUCUAGUGAACUAUGAAAGUUUGCUUAAAUGGAUGUAUUAUUUUUUUGUCUCACAGAGGAUGAAAAUCUUGUUUUUCGCGGUAAUUCCUUUGCGACAAAAGCCAUGGACUCCUACAUGAAAAUGAUUGGUGAAUCAGUAAGUCGGCAGUGAUUUAUAAAAGUUAAACUUACCCUUGAAUUCAGCGUAUAUUUCCGUAUACCGGAAAACUGACAGAAAUAGUUUGAAAGAAGUCAAGACCAGUUUAAACAGAUAAAUAUUUAGCAACAUAUUAUAUAGACUUACUGAACAUUGGAUGUUCAGUGAAACUCCGCCAUGCGACCAUUUUUCUCUGAUCAGAGCAAGAAGUCUGGUCUAAAGUCUCGUUAAGAAACGGCCAUCCAUGUAUUCAUUUACGACAACUACCUUCUUAACUUCCCAAACGUUCUUUUCUUCACAAUCAAUUAAUCAACCAAUCAUUCAAUCAAUCAAUCUCUUGUAAGUUGUUCAGAGUACGUAAAUGAAUUUUCUCGUGAUAUGUGCCAAAUACAACAAAGGUUUUUCAUCCUAAGGCACAGAAACGCUUACUACACAAUGCAACACUACCCCGUAAAUAGGCGGAUUCCGCUAUUACGACCAAGUUUCAUGGACUAUCCGUGGUCUUGUUAACGGAGUUCCGGUAUGCGUAUUUUUAUCUGACAUUUGAUAUAAUUUUUUUUUUGUUUUAUUGCAGUAUUUGCAGGAAACACUCGGUGACUUUGUUCAGUCCGUCUAUGAAUCGGAAGAGGAAUGCGAGGUAAAAUAAUUGAAGCACUGUUCCCAACGACGAAAACUAUGCUAUGAACAAUGCCGGUUAACCUGGCUGAUUUCUUUAAAAAAGGACCUUGGGAUUAGUUGAUUAGUUGAGGAAUGAAAAAGAGCCUUGAAACCCGGAACGAAGAAAUCAUUUUUCUAUUGUUGGUGGGUUUAGUCUCAAAGCUUUGUGAUGACUACCAUAACGCAACGCUAAUAUAACGUAACAUAACGUAACAGUACCCACAUAACGUUACGAAAUUUGUUUAAUAGGUAACAAUUUCAAAAGUGUUCCGUUAAUACUCGGUAAAAGAUAGCUCCGUGUGAACUGCUUACCUUUGUCAGUGAGGACAAAAUCUAACACAACACUGUUCUUUUUUCUUAGAUCGAUCCAUCAAAAAAGACCUCCGGAAAUAUUGAGUCUAACAAGGAGAACUUGAAAACGUUUGUUGAGAAGGUCUGGAACCUUAUUAUGUGUUCGUCUUGCUUCUUUCCCAGGUAAAAAGUUUGAAAGAAAUAUGUUUUGUAACUAUUCGUGUAUGUGUUAGUGUAUCUCCCGUUUUUUUGCUGAUUUUGAAGAUGAGUCGCUUGUUUUGGUUUACAUAUACUGGAGGGUCCUGUAAUUUUAACGUUUAGACAAGGUAUCUUUAAAUAGCCGUGAAUUUGAGUAUUUGUCCACCAGCCCUGCGAUGUGAAAUGACUCAAGUUUGCUUUCUCUUUCCUCAGCGACCUGCGAACGACUUUUUACGAGUUCCGUCGUUGGUGCGAAGGAAGAAGCAAAGAUCUGAGUACAAAGUUAAUCAGGUUAGUUAUUGAAAAAACUUUUAGCUACUCUACCUUUCUUCAAUUCUUGGUCUCAAAACCUGAACGCGAAAAGAAAAUAAGGAUGUGAUACUAACAAAAACGUUUUUCUUCUUUCUAUGCAGUGGCUCCAUCUUUUUGAGGUUUUUAUGUCCUGCUAUUCUCUCGCCAAGUUUGUUUCAUUUAGUACAAGGUUAGUGAUUUUCGUUGAGUGUGAAGAACGUUAGUCUCUUGGCCUCGAUGAUCAGUCUCCCACGUCGCGCAAAGUGUUGCCUGACGAGACAAAAACGGCUGCGGGGGAGUCUAAAAGAAAGUACGCUAAAUUGACGGGAGUAUACCCAGUCUUUGCCUAGUAAUGAAUGAUCAGUUGAAAAACGUUCCUAUCUAGAUCAAAUGAAUGGUGAUAUGCUUAAUUGGCCUUUGAAUACCAGCCAUGUUUGGUCCUGAAAGGAUCCUUGCAUAAUGAGUGAAAAGUCGGAGAAAACGUGUGUUUUCAUGAAGGACUUAAUCUAGUGUUCUUUGUUUUUAGAAUAUCCAGACGAGAAAACAUCAAGAGCCUUAACUCUGAUUGCUAAGGUGAUGCAAAAUUUGGCCAACUUUACGAGGUAACGACAUUUUCCCAUACUGUCUUUUACUGCCGUUAAACUUUUCCACACUUACCUUUUUAGUUAGAGCAGGGUUCAACGUCGAACUUUACACCAUGUUUAGUGACUCUUAUGCUAGUGAACAAAAGCUAUUGUCGUCUCUCACUAGCAUUAGGUUCGUCCCAUGUGAAGUUCGACUUUUGACCCUGGACUUAGUCCCCUUGUUUGAUUUGGUGUGAAUUCCGAUGUGGGGGAAGGUGAUGGGGGGUAGGAGGUAUUCACCCGGGGGGGUACUCCCUAUAAUGGCCUUUAUGGAGAGGCUCCGCUCAAACGGGGUACGUUUUUCAGGCUUCAGGUGUAUGAAAGGAUACGGAUUUUACCAGUUGACGUGUAUAUAGGGGUAGGAAAGUCUGUCAUUUCGGUCUGUUAAAAAGCCCAAAAGGGCUAACAGAUACAUUUAAUGGCUGUGAAUAAGUCGAGAAAACGUUCUGGUUUUGUGAUUUACUUAUAUUUUAAAGACAGCGCGUUUACAGCGGUUAAAAGGGAUGCAAAGUUCUACGAAAGGGGUAACUUUUCUGUCCAAAAUGGUACAGCGUAAGCCGUUGGACCUCAGGACGGAGCCUUCCCGUAUAAAACUUUGUUGAGUUCUUCCCCGGGUGUAAGCCCCUAACAACACUCCCAAAUAUCGGCCUAGAAACAUCCUUAAAGAUUUUAAGGCGUCAAGCUGGUAUUUAUCGACAUGUACCGUUAUUUUACAGAUUUGGUGGAAAGGAAGAAUACAUGGGCUUCAUGAAUGGAUUCGUGGAAAAGGAAUUCGUCAACAUGCGCAGAUUUCUUGAUGAUAUCUCAGUAAGUUAUAAAUUGAGUAGUUGUUUCAUUAAACUAAAAAGAGAAAAGUUGUCGCAAAUAUCAGUACAACUGAUGAGAAUGCUGCUUAAUCAAAGUCGACAUUGUCAUGGUCGUUUUUAAUUUCAAGGGACACUUCGCUGAUGCAGAGAGAAUGAAAAACGUUAUUCAAGCACUUUACAUUUCUCGUUCACAAUAAAAGUUAAAAUUGCUUGGUUCUAAAGUUCGCCUUAAGCACGAGAUCAUCUCUUUCCUAAAGACAUUCCAGCACUAUGCCGACGUAAAUGAGUGAUUAUGACGUCUAAAAUCAGAUUCUGCUUGAUCACAAAAGAAAUUUACUUUUACAAGACUGCGAGCAGUUUCCUAUUUUCUUCAAAGUCACAGGGGCAGCACGCGUACGCGCGAACGGAUUUUUCGCCUGAACGCUUACUGUCGGAACAACAAACCCGAGAGAACCCGACGGAGCCAAGAGAAAAGGCGGACUGCAAGCAAUCUAACUUUUCACUUUUCGUUUUCUUGCCAACAGUCGAGGCCUGACACUAUUGAAAACCAAUAUGAAGGAAUCAUCGACAGUGGACGGGAAUUGGCUCUUAUGUUUAACAUCCUUAAAGAUCAGACCAGUACCAUGAACCAGGUUAGUUUGUUAACGUCUUAAUUUGUAUUUUCCUCUCUUACACUGAUUUUCUCCUGGCCUGCUAACGCUGACGUAUUUCCGGUCGUCUCUUGUCUGCAGGCUAAAUUACUCGAGGAAAAACACCGUUCCACGACUCUCUGCAUCUCUUUAUGUGCCCUCAAUUACUGCCAAGAGGCGUUAAAACGCUUAGACACUGUAUUAAAGUUUAUGAUGAUGAUGAUGAUGAUGAUGAUGCAAUUGUAACUCCGCUAAGCUACCCUCUGUUUCAAAGAGUUUUGCCUAGUGCGUCUCUCUUAAGUUCUAGCUCUCUGAAAUUGCGCCCUUUGUGUUUAAAUGUUUCCAUUUCUGACGAUUAAAUCCUCUCGGUACAUUUUUUAGGAUACCCUGGAAACCCUUCGGCCGCUACAGUUUAUUCUAAAGUCGCUCCAAGAGAUAUACCACGAUUCUGAGAGAAAUUUCGCUCUCGGAAAUGAAAGUCUGGUUGCGCACCGGAAAUGGGCGUCGUCCUCAGACCUUGUGACUGACCAAGAGAAGAACAACAUAACGCUCACGCCAGUUUCACAAAUAAGGAUCAUGAAAUCACCCAGACGCAACCAAAAUACAUCGAAUGAGAGCAAACCGGAGGCAAAUCUUGUCUACAAUGGUAGUUCACCGACCCCGCCUCCGCCAGAUAGUCUGACAGUGUCUCGCUAUGAUAAUUCGAUUCUGUCUCCCAUCUCCGAUGUUGAUCCUCCUAGUUUAUCACCGAGGAAACGAGUAUCUUACCGUGAUGAUGUACACAGCAGUCUUCGUCGCCGGUCUUAUCGGAGGGCGAUUGCCUCAGAUGAUAAUACUGAUCAAAAUUCACUUGAACGUGACCAAAGUUCUUCGGAAAGGCCUCCCACGCCGCCCAAAAAGUCGGAUUCGCAACGUCGGUCUCGCGUGGAAGCGCCUCAAAUUGUUACAAAUGUGGAUGCUGAUCGCGCUGGUGAAACUCGGGUAGUUUACCAGGGAGAUAAGUCAAGUUCAAACAGUCUCAACCGGUCAGCAGAUAGCACCCAUAAAAAACAGCUAAGGGCUGUCCCUGAUUCGCGACAAAGAUACGGUAACAGUGUGGUCUCACCUCGAAGAUCUCCGUCUGGCAACAACCCUUCGAUGACAACAGAUCAAAGUCGGACUUCCUCUCUCAACAGAACGUCGCCUCCUAUUCCAACAACUCCCAAACCGUCUCCAUAUGCAUCUACCGAUUCUCUGAGGAGGUCAUCUGGCGAUAAAGACGCUUAUUCGUCAUCCUCUUCACCUCGUUCAUCCCCCAGAUCAUCACGCACAAGUGGCAGUGCAACGAAGUUCCUCAAUCCCGGUCACGUGGCUCGCAGUCCAUCGCGAACCAGCAGCAGUUCCAGCGGAAGCGAGGAGAGUUGGCACAGUGUGGCUAGCAGCGUGGAAGGAACUGGAAGAAGAAGGGUGCGAAAGAUGCCUCGGACACCAAGUCCAACCGGGUAAGUGUCACAUUAAAAGCAAAAUGACAUUUAUAUACCCCAAUUACCACUAAACAAUUUCAGCAUUUUUCAGUGGAGAUACCGCAACGGCCGCGUCGGCGGGUUGGUUUUUCAGUGCUGUGUUGAUGGAAUUUCUUUGAGCACGAACAUAGGUCUUACGGGAGCACUCCUUUAUCAAGGGGGUUGGUUGGCAGAAUUUGGUGGUUCGGUUGGGUUUCGGUUAUUAAAAUUUUUGGAAGAUUAUGUCAAAGAAUGGGUUGUGAAUUUUUUGCGCACUACAGAGAUAAGGUUGGGAAUAUUUUGUAGACAUAUCAACGGGUUAUCAUCAUCCACCACUCCCACCCGGUUCAUGAUAUAUGUAAGACCCCUGAUAUGUCCUUAUAUUUAAGUCCCUCGAAGGAAAAGUUUCUUGAACUCCAAGCAAUUUCUUUUCUUCUACAAACAAAAGCAAGCUUACGUCUCGUGAAAAGAAGGCCAAGAAGUGUACUUAAUUAAUAAAAUGCCGUAUGCUCCUUUUUAUUAGUUUUUCAAUUUUUAUGAAUCAUUUGGAAAAACUCACAUUAAGUGUACAUUAAAAGUCAAUAGCUUUGACCUCAGUUCUUGUUAGGGUAAGUGUUCUGUAAGUGUUUCGGACGGUCUUGGGAUUUUAUAAGUGGACGGCAGUUGAAACAUCUGCACAUGUACUCCAAUACCCUUUAGAUUUAGUAAAGGAGUUUGAUGUUGCAAAAACAAAUCUCACUUGUUCUUUCCUGGUCGUAUCCGAUCCCUACUUAAAUAUGAUCGUAUUCGACUUAUUUCUGGUGCCGCUCGAGUUCAAUUCUUGAGCUUCUAUGACCUGAAUACGAAAACCGUAAGUGCAGAUGAACUCUAUCAUGUAGAUUUUUUACGAUCAUUAAAUUGCUUUACUAUUCAGAGGGUUAAGUGAGUGUUACUGGUAGAAGUUAUUUAUCAAACCCCUUCAGGUUUCAAUAAACCAAGCAUUUCUUGUUUGUUCCGCAACCUUUCGAAUGCAGAUCAAUUCUUGUUGCUUUGGAAGAUAAACAAAAGACAGCUUUUGCAAAAUACAAUCAAAUUGCAUGUAAUCUCUUCGAUUACGCCUUUCAAGCUCAACCUGCAGCCUAUCAAAACGACAAUUUCUAUUUUACGUCUUAUUUUUCAUGAUUAAUUUUCUAUUUUGUAACAGUACAAUCUGGGAGAGAAUGCCACCGAGGAUAGGGACAGAAGAUUUUGAGAAUGGCCAUGACGUCCUUCAACCGAAAACAGUCGCAGAGGUAAGGCUGAAACAACUCUUUCUAUCUCUUGAUGCAAAUAAUAAUAAAUGUUCAAACUUGACAUAUGAUGUAUUUUGAGUCGAUGUUUUGUUCUAGUUUAUGGAUUUUGGGUAUGCUCCUUUUAGCUAAAAUUUCCUUUCUUUAUAGCUUCGUUCUGAGUCAUAAUAGUUUUGAAACACAAUAGUUCACGCAGAAAUCAAUUUAUUGUUGUUGAUGUCAAUGGAAGCGCAGGAAAGUUUUUAUAUCACCCUCUUUCGCCUAACCCCGCUGAAACAACAACAACAUAAAAAACACGUCGAAUUCCUACGUCGAAUGUCAAGUUCAUUGUAUCAUUAUUUUUGUCACUAAUUUCCUACUCUGUGAAGAAGUUGAUGUUAGCAACUCGAGAGAUUUCAAGAAUACAUCUUUCGUUACCCUUCUUUCAGUAUGAACAAGAGCUCAGUGACCUUCGUGAGGAGCUGCUGGAGACAAAAAGGAAUCUAGCUUCGACACAUGAGCAGUUAAUUUUACAGGAAUCCAGCACACAUAAGCUGGUUGCUUCCUUCAAGGAAAGACUCGCCGAGAGCGAGAAGAGUCUUCAGAAACUGCGUGAAGAAAAGGACAAAGAAAUGAAGGAGUUGCUUGAUCGCUUGGUGAGCGUUGAAUCUGAGCUUCGCAAAGAACAGAAGGAAAUGCAAGAAGUGAUUCAAGCCAAGCAGGUCAUUGUCGAAGCUCAAGAGAGAAGAAUCAAGUCAGCCGACUCGAGCAAUGCAAAGUUGAUCGCUACCUUAAACCAGAUUAGAAGUUCACGAAAUAACAGCAAACUACUAAACUAUCCGAGUAGUGACCUAUGAGAAAAUCGUUUUCGCGAAACCUGCGGUUUUCCUUAAACAGAACACCUUAAGGAAAUAUCCUUUGGAUAUUUUUAAGUUGUACAACAUUGUAGGUUAAUUCUGUUCUCAGUGUAAACCAGUAAUCAGCUUAGGUUAUCAGGGUUGGGACCCUUGGCAAAAAGCUUACCAUAAUAUUGAUUUACAUAGUUGUUUAUCCUUAAAAGGGAUUCAACUACAACAUUGACACCUUGUUGCCUUGACGGGCUGCUUGAAGUGUCCGGCAUUAGUCACACCGUUGCUCAAGUAGAACAAAUGAAAAGAUAAAUUAAAAGGAACGCUCUAUACUGUAGCUCAAGACGAUUCCCCUUAAACCCAUUCAAUGGAUGAUAAAAACGUCCCUAAAAGCUUAUUCGAGGCAGAGGAUAUGCCGGUUCAGUUUCUAAUUUCUAUUUAACUUUUAAGGUAGAUUUUGCACGUUUUUAUGAACGUAAAAUACUUUUUGUCUUAAAAAGAAAUGAGGGCAAAGAGAGCUGUUUUGUAUUUCUUUAUAUAAACUGGUUUUGAUAGUCAAUAUCUAGAAGUACUUUGUUGAGGUAAGUUCAUGGUAAAGUAAAACUUAUCCGAAAUUUAAGGUUUAAAUAUGAGCAAACAUCUUUUAGGAAGUUUUUUUCGAGCGCAGUCCAUAAACUGUUUUUUGCGCAAGCUCUCGGCGCGAAGAUUUGUGGGAUUGUUUUGAUGGACAAGUUUUGUAAAGUCAUGAUUAUUCGAUGGUAUCCUAGGGAACCAAUAACCAAUAAAAACUAACGCUUUUCCACUCAACUGAUCCCUUAUUCGCCCUACAGUUUAAAGAGUGGCAAAUGUUAUUUAUUGUUAUCAUUAAUUUUUUAUCAUUGUCAUUAUCAUUAUUGAUAUUAUUAUUAUUGUUAUGAAGUUAUCAUGCGGUUUUGAAUUUUGAUCUGUUGCUUAUAAAGGAUCAGAAUUUAAGUCUUGUAUAAAUUAAUUUCUAGCGAAGCAAGUUUUCAUAACGAUAAAAGAUAACGACAUUGUGUUAAAAAAUAGAGCUCGUCAAUACUGGUGAAUUAUUCAAGAUUUUGAUUGAAACGUAAGAAUAAUCUGACUUUUAAAAUAAGUAGCCAUUCUUUUGUAGUGCAGUGAUUUUAGAAACUCCUUUAAAAAAAGCUGCUGACCUAUCGAGUUUUAAAGGAUUUUUAAAAUCACUCUGAGAGUUUAAUUAUUAUUUAUUAACACAAAUUAAGACUUUUCUUUGAUUCUUUUUUGUAUAAGAUAUAUUGUAAUAUUUCCAUGCCCCGAGGUUAAGGGUAUAAAAACCGCCAACUUUGGUGAUAUAUAUCAUUCAUAAACAUGUAAUAUUUUAAAAGGGAAAUAGAAAAUGGAACAAAUUAGAAUACAAUGUGAAAAAAGGAAGUAAAAUUUAUUACUAUAACGGGGGUAGUUAUACAUACCAUCCCUCUUUAAAUUAUGUAGUGAUACUGCAUUUGGCUACAAUUAAUUACAUUCGAAAGUAAUUGAAACAUGAAUAAAAAGUGAUGAAAAAUGG